Telopea speciosissima is the source of this 3682-nucleotide messenger RNA. Its product is annotated as probable RNA-dependent RNA polymerase 1. Gene Ontology annotation, cellular component: nuclear RNA-directed RNA polymerase complex. Gene Ontology annotation, biological process: siRNA processing. The transcript has 5 exons. NCBI's taxonomy places the organism in Eukaryota, Viridiplantae, Streptophyta, Magnoliopsida, Proteales, Proteaceae. The record is from RefSeq and is a predicted model, not a curated record. Gene Ontology annotation, molecular function: RNA-directed RNA polymerase activity. Bases 62 to 3484 code for a protein of 1140 amino acids.
GCAAAACCUGAAAUCUUCUGGUGGAACUUUGAGACCUUUGAGUUUGGAUUGGUUGGAGGAUAUGGGGAAAACAAUUCAUCUUUCUCCGUUCCCUUCUAAUGCGAAUGCGGAAGAAGUUAAGAGCUUUCUAGAGGGUUACACUGGUGAUGGAACUGUUUAUGCAGUAAAAUUCAGACCACCGCAGAAUCCAAGGCCAGAUACGAAAGCAUUUGCUUUUGCUAUUGUGCAAUUUACAACUGCUAAGAGUGCUGAUCAUAUAACCUCCUUGGUCAGUAAGCGCCUGUAUUAUGGGACUCUUUGGCUGAAGGCUAAGCAUGUGGAACGUGAUAUAGUACCCAAGCCAAGGUCCUCGAUUCUCACUUUGGAGAAUACAGAACUGUAUUUUGGCUGUCAAGUUUCAAGUGACAAGUUCUGUGUUCUCUAUACAGGGAAGAAUGUUAUGGUUAACUUUGGUUUUGACAUGCGGAAAAUAUACUUUGUCCUGGCUAAUGGAGGUGUAGAAUAUAAGCUUGAACUAACUUAUGAGGACAUCUGGCAACUCCAGCUUCGUUGUCCAAAUGGUAAAUACAAAUAUCUCCUAAUUCAGGUGCUUGGUGCUCCUCGGAUCUAUGAGAAACCUAUGUGCUCUUUAGGGCUCGUGUUUGAAGAUCCCAGUUUAAACUAUUUCAAGGAUGCUUCAGAUGAUCAGUGGGAUAGAGGAACAGAUUUCACCACCUCAUGCUGUAUUGGACAAUCUUCUGCCAUGUGUUUAAGGCUUCCAAACAGCUAUGAACUUCCAGAUUUGAAAAACUAUUUUGUCUACUACAAAGAAGAUAAAGGUCAGUUCAUUUUGAAGAGUGGAUCAGCGUUCUCCAGUAAUUUGGAUCUAGUCCCCAUUGUUGGCCCUCCUGAUGUUCCUGAGUUGCAGAGAUUCCCAUAUGACAUCCUGUUUAGGGUAUGUACUUUGGUACAGAAUGGGUGCCUUGCAGGGCCAACGCUUGAUGCUAAUUUUUUCAAGUUAGUUCAUCCUGAUUUCAUUCCAGUUUCCUACAUAGAACAUGCUCUGGAGAAGCUGCUUCAUGUAAAAGAAUGCUGCUAUGAACCAGUUAGGUGGCUCCGUGAACAAUAUGGAAGAUACCGUACAUCCAAGCGCACUCCUAGUUCCCCUACUAUUUCCUUGGAUGCUGGUUUGGUAUAUGUUCGCAGGGUUCAAAUAACCCCUAGUAAAGUUUACUUUUCUGGUCCGGAAGCUAAUGUUUCGAAUCGGGUGCUACGCCAGUACUCUAACCACAUUGAUAAUUUUAUUCGUGUUUCUUUUGUUGAUGAGAAUUUGGAUAAAAUGUUUUCAAUAGAUUUAUCUCCACGUACAUCUAAUGGCAGAAAUGAAAGGCGUACUGGAAUUUAUAAAAGGAUACUCUCUACAUUAAGAAAUGGCAUAGUUAUUGGAGAAAAGAAGUUUGAUUUUCUUGCCUUCUCAUCAAGUCAGUUGCGUGAUAAUUCUGCAUGGAUGUUUGCAAAAACGGAUGAUGGGAUUACAGCAUCAGAGAUCAGAAAACAGAUGGGUGAUUUUCAUGAAAUAAGAAAUGUGGCAAAAUAUGCUGCUAGAUUGGGUCAAUCUUUCAGUUCUUCCACAGAAACUCUUAGUGUUGAUAAGCAUGAAGUUGAAACCAUCCGUGAUAUAGAGCUGCAAAGAGGACAGAUGACAUAUGUUUUCUCAGAUGGGAUUGGUAAAAUUUCUUUUGAUUUUGCAAGGAGAGUUGCAAGAAAGUGUGAUGGCUUAAAAAAUUCUACUCCAUCUGCCUUUCAAAUAAGAUAUGGUGGCUACAAGGGUGUUGUGGCUGUAGAUCCAACGUCUGCAAUGAAAUUAUCCUUGAGAAAGAGCAUGUGUAAGUAUAAAUCACAGAACACAAAUCUAGAUGUUCUGGCAUGGAGCAAGUAUCAGCCUUGUUUCCUCAAUCGUCAGCUAAUCACCCUUUUGUCAACGCUUGGAGUGAAAGAUCGUAUAUUUCUAGAGAAGCAAAGGCAGGCUGUAGACGAGCUGGAUGCUAUUCUAACCGAUCCAUUAAGGGCACAGGAAGCACUUGAGCUGAUGUCUCCAGGUGAAAACAGUAAUGUUCUCAAGGAAAUGUUGAUGUGUGGCUAUGAGCCUAAUAACGAACCAUUCCUUUCGAUGAUGCUACAAGCAUUCCGGGCAGCGAAGCUGCAAGAACUGCGAACAAAGACAAGGAUAUUUGUUUCAAAUGGAAGAUCAUUGAUGGGAUGCUUGGAUGAAACUCGAAACUUGGAAUAUGGGCAAGUAUUUGUCCAAGUUUCUAGCAUUGGGCGUAAACAGUUUCAUGGAAAUUCCUCUUUUAUGUUUCACAGAAAUGAAUCGGACCAGCAAAAAUUUAUUGUUGGGGGAAAGGUAAUUGUUGCUAAAAACCCAUGUUUGCAUCCUGGUGAUGUGCGUGUUUUGCAAGCCAUUGAUGUCCCAACAUUGCACCAUAUGGUGGAUUGCGUUGUUUUCCCACAAAAAGGAGCAAGACCACAUCCAAAUGAAUGUUCAGGGAGUGAUUUAGAUGGAGAUAUAUAUUUUGUCAGUUGGGACCCUGCACUUAUUCUGUCCCGGCAAAUCCAACCCAUGGAGUAUGUUCCCGCACCAACUCUGUUCCUGGACCAUGAUGUUACAAUUGAGGAAGUUGAGGAGUACUUCACAGACUACAUUGUGAAUGAAAGCCUUGGAAUCAUAGCAAAUGCUCACACAGUGUAUGCUGACAAGGAACCAAACAAGGCAGAAAGCGAUAAAUGUCUAGAACUUGCAAAGCUAUUCUCAAUUGCCGUCGAUUUCCCAAAGACUGGUGUACCAGCUGAAAUUCCAGCUAAAUUACGUGUCAAUGAAUAUCCAGAUUUCAUGGAAAAGCUUGACAAACCAACCUAUGAAUCGCCGAGAGUGAUUGGAAAACUCUUCAGAGAGAUAAAAGACAAAUCAUCACACACAUUCUUUAUAGAAUUCACUCGGAAGGAGGCGAGGAGAUCUUAUGACCCUGACAUGGAGGUUGAUGGCUUUGAGGAUUACAUCGAUGAUGCUUGCUAUUACAAAGGUGAGUAUGAUUCGAAGCUGGGAAAUCUAAUGGAUUAUUACGGGAUUAAAACCGAGGCAGAGAUCCUCAGUGGGAAUAUCAUGAAGAUGGCAAAAUCAUUCACAAAGAAACGGGAUGCAGAGGCAAUCGGAUUGGCAGUUAGGUCUUUAAAAAAGGAGGCAAGGAAAUGGUUUGAUGAGGGACUUGGGACAGGUUCAUCUCCUGAUGAGGUAUAUGCCAAGGCAUCAGCUUGGUAUCACGUAACAUAUCAUCCUGAUUAUUGGGGAUGCUACAAUGAGGGAAUGAAUUGGGAUCAUUUCCUGAGUUUUCCAUGGUGCAUCUACGACAAGCUGAUAAAGAUCAAGAAGGACAGAAACAGUAUCAUCAGAUCCCGUCGCUUGUCAUUGCUGGCACGCCGAUUUGCGGAUGGUUUCAGGCUCAGUUGAAAACCAGGGUUCCCUUAAUUAAAUUAAUAUCUGAUGUUUGCUUAUGUUGUUUUAUAUUUGGAUUGGGAAAAAAACCAUUUAGGUGUGUAAAAACUUAGGGUUUUAGGGAACUGCUGAAUGUGAUGUAAAUAGGGAAGCCUGGACCAAACUGCUGAAAGGAGUGUCUAGUUGCUGAUACUAAUAUUAAUCUUUGAAUAC